AUGAGCACCAUCGAGGUAGCUGGCAGCAGCACACGUGCAGACGGACAGGGGCUGUUCCAAUGCGGGGCCUGCAAGCGUCACUACAAUCGGCUGGACCAUCUGGCCCGCCACGCCCCCGGCCGCGUGACCCAGGCCUGCCGGGCGUGCGCGACAAACCAUGUGCGCUGCACCGAGACCAAGCCGUGCCGUCGCUGCGCCGAUCGGGGGCUGGAGUGCGUCUUUGUGCGCACCGACGACGCCAUGACGUCCCCCGCACCGGCGCCUGCAGCGGACUUCCAGCCGAGCCAUCUCAUGAUGAGCCCGUCGUCGAUGCCGUCCAGCCUGGACGUGCAGGUUGAAGAGCCCAUGCGCCUGAGUGUGAGUGGCUCCGACGCUGCAGAGGGACCCCUGAGCCAACCGGUGCCCCCGUCCCUGCAGCAACUGCCGACGGGAUAUUGCACGCCAGCCUUUACCGAGUGGAACUUCCUUCCCGGGCUGUGGUCCGACACCGACGGCGUGGGCAUCGGCCAGCCGUUCCCGGGCAUCGAGCUGGACGACCUCGACCUGCGCUUUCUCGGCACUUACAACACCACAGUCCCCUUCGAGUUCGCGUACGCCCCGCAGCCCGUCUCCCCGCAACGGCCCUCCGUGCCGAGGCGCAGCUCAGACGCGGAUGCAGGCGACCCGGCUUCCUGGGCCUCCGAAGCUUUUCGCAACCACCACUGGCGGUUCCGGCCGAAUCCCAAAGACCACGGGGGCGCCGAGGAGCACAACUUGUCGCUUCCGUCGGAUGCCCGCGACCACCCGUCCCCGGACUCGCACAUCUCGUUCGCCCGGCGCGUCACGCCGGCCCGGCUGGGUGCCCGCGCGCGCGACAACAUCCUGACCAUCGUGAUCAAGUCGUGUCGGCCCGAGAACCUGCCCAAGGCGGUCGCCUGCUUCCCCAGCGCCGAGCUGCUGGACACGCUGAUCCAGUUCUACCUCACGUCGCCGCAGGCCCGCGCCGACUCGUUCAUCCACGCGGCCACGUUCGACCCCAACGAGAAGAAGCCGGAGCUGCUGCUGGCCAUGGCCGCGGCCGGCGCCGUGCUGACGUCGGACCCGACGCUGGCCAAGCUGGGCUACGCCAUGCAGGAGUGCGUGCGCACGGCCAUCCCGGCCGUCUGGGAGACCAACAACUCGCUGGUGCGCAACCUCGAGCUGACCCAGGCCUUCCUGAUCAACCUCGAGAUCGGCCUCUGGAGCGGGCUCAGCCGCAAGGUCGAGAUCACCGAGAGCUUCCUGCAGUCGCCCCUGACCAUGUUCCGGCGCGGCGGCCGGUUCCGGCGAUCCAGCUACCCGCCCGUCGUGCUCGACGCCGCCGACCAGACCGCCGCGGCAGCCGAGGCCGCGUGGCGGGCCUGGGUGCAGCAGGAGUCCUUCAAGCGCACCGCCUUCCGGCUGCUGCAGCACGACCUCAACUCGUCCAUGUACCUUAUGGUCAACCCGCUGGUCUCGUACGCCGAGCUAUCCCUGCCGCUGCCCUGCUCGCCCUGCCUCUGGUCCGCCACGUCCGCCCAGCAGUGGCGGUCCCUCCUCCUGCAGUGCCCCUCCCUCGCCCACCAGCCGCCCACGGUGGCCGACUACCUCGACGACCCGGGCGCCUUCCAGAACCCACGCGCGACCCCGAUCCUCCUCGACGUGGCCGGCGCCAACGAAGCCUUCCUCGCCUGCGCCUGGUCGCUCGCGUGGGAAUGCAUCCAGCUGGCCGCGCUGCAGCGCACCACCGCCAGCUCCCCCUCCACCACCUCCUCCUCCAACAACCUCACCCCACAACCGCCCAACCGGCGAUGGAACCCCUUCCUGCUCGCCUCGCGCCGCGAAGAGCUCCUCAAACUGCUCGCGCACUUCCGCCUGACCCUGCCACCCAUCCCACACCCGAGCCCCAACCCAAACCUCUUCCCGCCCCCGUCCCCGACCACCACCACGACCCCCUUCCCCCCCCACCAACCCGGCACAACCGACACCCACACGCUACUGGCGCUACACACCCGGCUAGACCUGAUCCACUUGCACCUGCACGCGCCCUUCGACGAGAUCCAGACACUAGCAGGCGCGGAAGGGCCCGAGGCGGCGCGCGGCGCGUACGCGGGCGUGGCAGACUGGGCGCGCACCGAGGCCGCGCGCAAGGCGGUCUGCCACGCCGGCCAGGUGCUGCGCUUCGCGCGCCGCGCCGCCCGCGGCAUGCUGCACGGCCCUGCCGCGGCCGGGAUAUACCAGGCCGGGCUGGUGCUGUGGGUUUGGGGGCUGCUGGAGGCGCGGAGGGCCGGGGGUGGUGGGCCGCCACCACCGGGGAAGGGGGGUGCGAGGGUGUGCUUGGAUGGCGGGGAGGAGGAGGGGCUGGCGGUGCAGCGGUUCACAUGCUUUGGGGUCGGGCGGCCGUGUCUCCGGGGAGGAGGAGGGGCGGCGGACGAGGUGGUGUGGCUGGCGGAUCCGGAGGCGGUGCUGGGCGCGAUUCUGGGGAUAUUGCGGGAUAACUACGAGGGCCUGCCCAGGCCGCAUCUGGUGGAGCGACUGCUACAGCUGAUGGAGGCGCUGCAGCGGGCGUCAGCCGGCAUGAUGGAGUUUCAUGGGCAGUUGGACAAGCAGUGA
Messenger RNA from Thermothielavioides terrestris NRRL 8126, 2610 nucleotides. RefSeq lists its product as uncharacterized. The record is from RefSeq and is a predicted model, not a curated record. NCBI's taxonomy places the organism in Eukaryota, Fungi, Ascomycota, Sordariomycetes, Sordariales, Chaetomiaceae. The coding region runs from base 1 to 2610 and encodes 869 amino acids. The transcript has 4 exons. Gene Ontology annotation, molecular function: DNA binding; DNA-binding transcription factor activity, RNA polymerase II-specific; zinc ion binding. Gene Ontology annotation, biological process: DNA-templated transcription; regulation of DNA-templated transcription.